AGAAAGCGCGUGGGUGAACUUUAAAAGUUGCGCAUUGUUUAAGCAUCAAAAUGAUAGUGCCAUUUCCCAUGAGAUCAUAUUCGUGACAUCAGCAAAUUUGUGAAUUCGGUGGAAGGCAUUAAUAAUUAUCAACAAACAUCCAUGGAGAAUAGACUUCUUAGACUACUACAGAGAGGAGAGAAUAAACUUAUCGAGAACGGCGAGGCUACACUGAUGGACCGGCAAAAGAAGAGGAAGAGAACAGAGAACGGCGGUGCUAACGGCGUCGAUCGAAGCAGGCAUGAGAGAGAAAGUGCUGUGAAGGAGAAUUCCGCGGUGUCAACGCCGCCGCCUUCGGAGGCGGAGGUUGACGAGUUCUUCGCGAUCUUGCGGAGGAUGAACGUGGCGGUGAAAUAUCUCCAGAAAAAUGCUCAGAUCAAUAACACAGCUUGUAGCCAUAAGAGAGUUGUUCCUAGAGUUGAUUUGGAUCUCAAUACUCUGCCGGAAAGCGGAGAUUAACGCCGACUAAGCUCCUAAGUGACCGAAUUUUAGACGGUGAUGGUCCGUCUGUACAGUUAAGUACUUGCUUUUAUCAAUGACAACGAAUUUGCAAUCGCUUUGUCGGAGAAUCGUACCUGCUACUAUUUGUAAGGUUUUGAACUUUGUAACAAAAAUCUCCAAUAUGUUCAAGUUUUGCAUCAAUAAAUUUUCCUUAUAUAAUAAAAAUAUAUUAUUACUGUCAAACGAAUAGAUUAUGAUAUUAUGCGUUAAAUUUUUUUUAA
This is a messenger RNA of Solanum dulcamara, 761 nucleotides long. RefSeq lists its product as uncharacterized. The record is from RefSeq and is a predicted model, not a curated record. Lineage: Eukaryota; Viridiplantae; Streptophyta; Magnoliopsida; Solanales; Solanaceae. The transcript has a single exon. The coding region runs from base 142 to 498 and encodes 118 amino acids. Gene Ontology annotation, biological process: regulation of systemic acquired resistance.